This is a messenger RNA of Trichoplax adhaerens, 1131 nucleotides long. RefSeq lists its product as uncharacterized. The record is from RefSeq and is a predicted model, not a curated record. Lineage: Eukaryota; Metazoa; Placozoa; Uniplacotomia; Trichoplacea; Trichoplacidae. Gene Ontology annotation, molecular function: 1-acylglycerol-3-phosphate O-acyltransferase activity. Gene Ontology annotation, cellular component: endomembrane system. Bases 1 to 1131 code for a protein of 376 amino acids. The transcript is spliced from 8 exons.
AUGGCGCUUACGGCUUUUAAGAAAUCACCAUUGGCUUGGUUCUUGUAUGCAACCGUCUUUUUUGUUAGCGGAACGUUUGCAUGCAUUUUUCAUAUCCUUUCGUUAGUUCUUUGGCCAAUAUCUAAAGUAUAUUAUAGACACGUAUCUAUGGCAAUAGGUCGCCUAUGGCUUGCAAAUUUAACGGCAUUGCCUGAAUUCUGGAGUGGCUUAGAAUGGGAAGUUUAUUGCCCGAAUGAUGAUGAUAAAUAUUUCGGAAAGGAAAAUGCACUGAUUGUCGCAAAUCAUCGUAGCGAUGUUGACUGGCUGAUUGGCCUGACGUUCGCUGAUAGGUUUAAUAUGGUGCCGGCUACAAAAUGCUAUUUGAAAUCAGCAAUAAAGUACGUCCCCCUACUCGGUUUCUCUUUCUGGAACUUAGAACAUCUCUUUGUUAAGAGGGACUGGGCUAAAGAUUCUAUAUCUCUGGAACGGCAGUUAAAAAGUUUGAAAGAAGGGCCUUUUCCUUUAUGGUUAACAAUAUUUGCAGAAGGUACAAGGUACACGAAAGAAAAAUACCUAAAAAGUGUUGAAUUUGCAAAAAAAAAUGGCCUUCCAGUUCUUAAACACCACAUGCAGCCUCGUGUUAAGGGCUUUACACUUGCAUAUAGUUGUCUAAAGGAAAAAUGUGAUGCAAUCUACGAUACCACUUUCAUAUUUCCCGAUACGUUGCCUAGCCUAAUGCACUUGUUGUUCUGCAAACCUUGUAAAAUAGUUCUUCUUGUAAGGCGCCUUCCGAUCUCUGUGAUACGAGGUGAAGAUGACGAACAAGCUUGCACAAAAUUUUUAAGGGAAUUAUACGUGACAAAGGAUCAAUUGAUGGAUGAAUAUUUGCAAAAAGGCACUGUUGGUUGGCCUAGGUGUUACGCCCAUCGUAACCGUACUACUUUCCUAUUAACUACAAUUUGGUGGACAAUUGUUUUAGUUUCGUUAGUAUUUUAUUUAAUUCCUGCCAUUAUUAGUGGAUCUAGAGUUGCAUUAGUCUCGUCUGGUGUAUUUUCCUUAUUGAUUAUUAUAGGUGGAUUGAUAGCGCGUAAUUUUACAAUGUCGGAGAAAAGUAGUUUAUAUGGUGUGAAGAAUAAUAAGAAGAAACUGUAA